CAAACUAUCUACAUUCGAAAUUGGAACUAACGCUGCAUCCCGGGAGCUGGAUACGGAAGUUAGUUAUCUGUUAAGUACCAACUACGUGCUAGACUCUGGCGUUAUAAUGGUAUACAAGACCUACUCUCUUCACUUAAAGACCUCAGAGACAAUGUAGGAAGAAAGACAAGUCAAGGAGAAAAUAAGCCAAACUUGAAGUUAGUCAAGGCGAGACCGCAAGGAGGAGCUGACGAGUAGGGGAACACAGAGGUGAAGGAACACUUUCCUGCAAGAAGAAAGAAUAAUCAAUAUCUGGGAAGGAAAAGAAUGUUAAGGAAAAGUAAAUCUUUAAUUUUUAAAUACUUUCUUAAUCUCAUGAAUGGAGCUUUCUUGGUUCUUGGACUUUUACUGAUGGGAUUUGCUGCAUGGCUUUUACUAGAUAGAAAUAAUUUUUUUACUGCUCUAGAUGAAAAAAAUCACUUGAUAGUAUAUAUUUUUCGAAUUUUGAUUGGAACUGGAUCAGCUAUUGUUCUUCUUUGUCUCUUGGGUUAUUUGGGAAUUCACUAUGAAAUCAGAUGGCUCCUAAUUCUGUAUGCAGUACAGUUAAUAGGGGCUUUUGGUGUUCAAGUUGUACUUUCAGCACUCAUCUUCACAAUGAAAGAGGAGGUUCUCCAAGUUUGGCAUGAUGAAAUUGAUUUAGUCAUUUCUCAGUAUGGAUCUAAAGAUAUGCCUGAAGACAUACCAAAGUGGACUAUUCUGAAUGUUUUACAGAAAACAUUACAGUGUUGUGGCCAACACAAUUACACAGAUUGGAUAAAGAAUAAGAGUAAAGAAAAUUCAGAACAAGUGCCAUGUUCUUGCACAAAUUCUACGUUAAGUAAGUGGUUUUGUGAUGAGCCACUGAAUGCAACUUACCUACAGGGUUGUGAAACUAAAAUCAACACAUGGUAUCAAGCUAAUGCUUUAACAUUAAUUGGAAUUAACUUUGGACUUUUGGUUUUAGAGGUUUUGCAAGUCUCAUUAAGUAUCUCUUUCUCCAGACAUAUCAAGAAUAGAAUAUAUACAGAAAUAUGAUCUUUAGAUUUUAA
Pteropus alecto (black flying fox) is the source of this 1067-nucleotide messenger RNA. RefSeq names its product tetraspanin 19 (gene TSPAN19). Lineage: Eukaryota; Metazoa; Chordata; Mammalia; Chiroptera; Pteropodidae. The transcript has 10 exons. Bases 307 to 1053 code for a protein of 248 amino acids. Gene Ontology annotation, cellular component: membrane. The record is from RefSeq and is a predicted model, not a curated record.